Molecule: messenger RNA, 1455 nt
Organism: Hydatigera taeniaeformis
Lineage: Eukaryota; Metazoa; Platyhelminthes; Cestoda; Cyclophyllidea; Taeniidae
Source: the annotation of a GenBank genome assembly
AUGUCCAAUAACCCCGGCGUCGGUGGCAGCGGCUGGAGCACCAGCGUCGGCACUACUGCCACUACCCCUAGCGGGCGUACCCGACGACCUCAUGCGCAUCGAAUGGAACGCCUAGGUGUGGAUUUUACCCUCUCAACCACUACCCCAGCCACAAAAAUUGAAUCUGAGGCCGUAAGCCCCUCACGUACUGAGGCUCAAUCCUUCAGUCGAAUGCCCAGUCAACGUCGGCGACGUCUAUGGACAUUGGCAGCUAGAGCUGCUGCAAGACGGGAGCAUCCCUCUCAGGAUAAGGAAGCUCUCUCUUCUGGCAGUUUGGUGUCAAAACACCUCGGUGAGUCAUCCACUCAGAGCUCAAGUUUUCUUAAACCCGGCACUGUGCGUACUCAGGAUUCGGGAAUCUCUUCAAUGGACUAUGUCACCAGCCGUGAAGCAAACAGCCCUAACUCGGAGGAGGCAGGCUGCCGACAGAGGGCGUCGCUGUCCUUCACUACGACAGAGCAUCCACCAGGUGUGUGUCGACAACCACAGGCUCAGCCCCUUCCUUCACAACCUUCUGAUGUUGUCCUUAAACCAAGAGGAUGUCGAUGGCCACCUCCCCGUGCUACUAAGAUUGUUGUGUCAGGAGAAACUCCAACACUAAGGUAUGCCAACUACUGCAGUACCUAUGUACCGGAAUGGGCUCGAAGAAACUGGUCCAGUGCUCCCCGUCCUCUCAUAUCCCGUCAAAGGAGUAGCAUGGAGGUCAGUUAUGAUACUGGUCCCGAUUGGGCUGCUUCCAUGGAGACGCUUAACAUGCAACGCUCCCUUUAUCCUCUAAUUCGUGGUCUUUAUGGACGACAUGGACGCGCCUCCUGUCCCAAAGCCACCACUUGCUUCGAUCAUCCCUUCCCAACAAUUCAUAUGGAGGAAGGAAGUGUGGAAGAUGAGCAUGAAAUUAGUAGAAGACGAAUGGAGGCAGAGUCAGCAGCAGUGGCAGUAGCGGACCAUCUUCGCAGGCGAAGAUUUGAAGCGCCAUGUUGGUGCGAACGUCCUCCUCUGCCACCACCACACACAUGUUCUCUACGUGGUGGAACUGGUAUACCGGCUCCUAUGUCAAUGUUAAGUCCCUAUUUUUACUGUAGCGGAUGCCCCUAUCGAUGCAUGGAGACAGGUUUGGUGCCAGUGCAUCAGUGCGACCUCGCUCAACGACACAUUCGACGUCGGCGAUUGAAAAGAAUGUCGUCAGAGCCAACGCCACCAACAUGGAUGGCGGCAGAGGAGGCUCCAGCGCCAGCGAAACGACGUCCACCACCACCCGAGCCUCUGACAGUAGUGACGUCCCCUCCUCCCCUACCCAAAAAGAAUGCUUCAAUAGCUCAUUUUCCACCCAUGCGAGUACCUUUAGCAGUGCCUCCACCGCAACCCGAACGGAUGUAUUCUGAGGCCAGGAUGAUAACGUCCACACCAAGGACGGAC